Molecule: messenger RNA, 1319 nt
Organism: Aspergillus neoniger CBS 115656
Lineage: Eukaryota; Fungi; Ascomycota; Eurotiomycetes; Eurotiales; Aspergillaceae
Product: purine and uridine phosphorylase
Exons: 1
Coding region: 34-1164 (376 amino acids)
Biological process (GO): nucleoside metabolic process
Molecular function (GO): catalytic activity
Source: RefSeq, a predicted model, not a curated record
AAAUGAUAUGGGCCUAUGUCAUUCCACCACAUCAUGAGUCCACCACCUCCCAACCUCACUCAUGAUGAGUAUAACAUCGCCUUCAUCUGCCCAACGGGCAUCGAGCUAGCCGCCGUCGAGGGAAUGCUGGACGAACUCCACCCAGCCCUCCCUUCCACCAUCGAUAAGAACAGCUAUACCUAUGGCCGCAUAGGCACACACAAUAUAGUAGUGGCGGUACUCCCAGAAACGUGCAACAAUCAAGCCGCAUCUGUCGCAACACAACUCAACAACGACUUCCGAUCUCUCCGAUUUAGUCUAAUAAUCGGAACUGGCGGCGGGAUCCCAGACCUUGCCAACGAUAGAGAUACUCGCCUGGGCGAUGUGGUGGUCAGCAAGCCGACUGAAACAUUCGGAGGCGUAGUGCAACUUGAUCGCGGCAAGUCUCAUGCUCAUGGUCGAUUCGAGCGAACGGGGAUCCAGCAGAGACCGCCGGAUAUUCUCCUGUCUGUGGUGCAAAGGUUGAACGCUCUGCAUAUGCGCGUCGACACUCGUAUUCCUGUCUUCGUGGACGAAAUGCUCGCGAGGUAUCCGAAGAUGAUGAAGCGCAACUACGCCUAUCAGGGACAGGAAAAUGAUCAGUUGUUCCACAUGGACUGUGAACACGCCGGCGGCAAAGACUGUGGGCACUGCGAUAUGAACCAGGUCAUUGGACGUGUGCCGAGGGAUGACUCGAUUCCAGUGAUUCAUUACGGAACGAUUGGGUCGUCGAAAACUCUCCUCAGAGACAGUGUGAGAAGAGAGGUCCUGAAAGCCGACUUCGAUAUUCUAUGCGUUGAGACCGAAGCAGCGACUCUGAUGAACGAGAUCCCUUGUCUGGUUGUCUGUGGCAUCAGUGACUAUGCAGAUUCACACAGUAACACGAAUUGGCGGCCAUAUGCUGCUGCUACGGCUGCUGGGUAUGCAAAGGAGUUGCUAUCUCUAAUCCCUGCUUUGAAGAAGCCUUCGACUGAUAAUGUAGAAGUGGCAUCGUUUGCACCGAGACAACAAGCUCCCGCGAUUCGAACGUCUAACAUGGGAAAAUUGAUCCAUGGGCCGGUCGCUGGCGAUUUCAUAGCAGGGAGCAAGCUUUUUAGCGAUGGGAUCUAUCAUGAUGGCAGAAUAGGGCGGUGGGUAUAUAAUUGAUGAUUGAAAUUCUCAGUACGAUGUCAGUGAUCAUAAUGACAUGUGUUGAUGAGUACCUGAUCAGGCGAUGGAGGUGGAUAGAUCAACGAGUUGCGUGGGAGUGAAGUAUCAGAUACUCCACUUACACAUUUGCACUAGUGUACGCAUCAGAUUGU